GUGCUUUUUUAAGAAAACAAUAAUUUAUGUAGUUUGGAAAAUAAUAACUUAAUACGAAAGAUGAACCAGCUGUGCAAAGUGUGUGGCGAGCCGGCGGCGGGUUUUCAUUUCGGGGCAUUCACAUGCGAGGGCUGUAAGUCCUUCUUUGGUCGCACUUACAACAACAUUGCGGCAAUCGCAGGCUGCAAGCACAACGGUGACUGUGUGAUCAACAAAAAGAACCGCACGGCCUGCAAGGCGUGCCGCUUGCGGAAGUGCCUCCUUGUGGGGAUGUCUAAGAGCGGAUCCCGCUACGGUCGUCGCUCCAACUGGUUCAAAAUCCAUUGCCUGCUGCAGGAGCAGCAGACUACGACGGGAACUGGAGGAGGGAACGGACCAGGCGGUGGGCCCGGCGGAGUAAGCAGCGCAAGUCUGGAGCAACUGGCGCGUCUGCAGCAGGCGAGCAAUCAGGCGAGGCAAACCUACCAGGACAAAACAAAUCCCUGCAUCAAGUCAGCCACGGCCACUUCUCCGCGGGUGGAUGGGUCUGCCGGCGGGGUGGGAGUAGGCGGGGCAUCUUCGCCGUCUUUUCUGCAGGCGGCGAAGUUUCAUCACCACCAUCAACGCCAGUUGAAACUGGAAUCCCGCCUCAGUAAUACACCAAGCGAUUCGGGGGCCUCGUCGGCAGGUGAUCCCAACGAGGACGGAGCCACGAGCGUGCUGAGUGGUCACACCAACACAACCACCGCCACACCCACCGCCGCUGCCACAAAUCUCCCCCGCCUAGAUCUGAGAAAUACCACCUUUCCGGCAAGCUCGGAACCGGAUGGAGACCUGCAACGCCAGCGCCACCAGGAGCUACUUGAGAUAUUUCGCAGCCACUCAGAACCACUGUACAGCUCCUUUGCCCCUUUCAGCCACCUGCCACCCGUACUCCUGGCCGCCGGCGUUCCUCCGCUGCCCAUUUUCAAGGAUCAGUUCAAGGCGGAGCUCCUGUAUCCGGCCACCAGCAGUCCAGAGCUGGACGAACCCAUUGAUCUAUCUCUGAGAUCGCGUACAGACACCACCAGUCCUCUGGCCGGCGGUUCCAACAGUCCCAGUCUGAGCGAGCCGGCUGCGGGGAGUCACUGCUUGGGGGAAUCCCCGACCUUUGUGCGCAAGACCACGCCCCUGGAUCUCACUCUGGUGAGGUCACAAACCCUGACGGGCUAAGGGUCCAAGGAUGUCUUAUGAUUGCCAGAGAAUUCGUUCGAGUGCCAAAACAAUUUCACGUAC
This is a messenger RNA of Drosophila bipectinata, 1254 nucleotides long. It is a transcript of the gene eg, whose product is annotated as eagle. Gene Ontology annotation, molecular function: estrogen response element binding; zinc ion binding; nuclear receptor activity. Gene Ontology annotation, cellular component: nucleus; chromatin. Gene Ontology annotation, biological process: regulation of transcription by RNA polymerase II. Lineage: Eukaryota; Metazoa; Arthropoda; Insecta; Diptera; Drosophilidae. The record is from RefSeq and is a predicted model, not a curated record.